AUGCAGCCUGAUGGGCUAAUACGCUCGGAGAAAAACUUUGACGUAUUCUCGUGUUGUCACAGAUGGGGCAUACUGCAUGCUGAACAGCCACCACAUGGAACGACAGGAACAAAGUUCACUUUUGCAUCUCCACUGCAUCGACGGGUCGCCUAUCGCCGCCUUUUCCCGGGCCAUGAAGCAGACGCUGUCUUAAAUGAUCUGAGUCUGCAACAGAUUUGCACCAAUGCCAUCGCUCGAUUCAGUCCAGGUACCCUCCAAAACCGCCGGCAUUCCCCUGGUAGGGGCUGGGGCAUUCCAGAAGCUGCGUUUCAAGAUGAGCUCUAUUGCUGUCUAAACCUUGAGCUCCAUCAUCUUCCGGUUCUGUCUGAAUACUCUUACACUAAAGACGGCCGCAUAGAUUUCUAUGUCUCUGAUAAGAAGUGGGGGAUCGAAGUGCUGCAAUGUGGGAAUAAUGCAGAAAUCGCCAAGCAUACCGCCCGAUUCACCACUGGCGGCAAGUAUGAAACAUGGGACAUCAUGGACGACUACAUCAUUCUCAACUUCUGCCCUAGAUCUGCGCUUCGCCAAGUUGAGAUUGAAGGUAAACUUCCUUCCUAUCUGUUUUCUAUUGAAGAGUUUACUCUAAAAUACAUUGCUAACAUUUGUGCUAAUUCAAUAAAAGAAUCUAAUUGCACGUCUUCCAUGUUGUUAUAG
Mytilinidion resinicola is the source of this 693-nucleotide messenger RNA. RefSeq lists its product as uncharacterized. The transcript has a single exon. The record is from RefSeq and is a predicted model, not a curated record. Bases 1 to 693 code for a protein of 230 amino acids. Lineage: Eukaryota; Fungi; Ascomycota; Dothideomycetes; Mytilinidiales; Mytilinidiaceae.